AUGGUGUUAACCCAUUCCACAGCAACAGAUGGAACUCAUAUUUUCCACAAUAAAGUAUCAGGGAAUUAUCUUAUUUUAACACUGGGAGGUGGUGUUGAAGUUUCUCAAACCAUUCCAUUUGUUUAUCAAAAUCUUGCCAAUGCAAAAACCAUUUCUUGUAUUAUUGGUGUAAUCAGAUUGAAAUUCAAUUCUUAUGUCAUUAUUGCUGAUAAACAUUCCGUCACUGGAUCAAUUUUGGGUCAUGAUAUUGGAUUUAUUGAAUCAUUUCAAAUCUUACCUAUUGGAAUCAAUGAUUUGGCGAAAAAGAAUUUAGAAGAAUUGAGUUAUUUGAAGUUAUUAACUACACAUUUGAAUAAUGCUACAUUAUAUUAUUCAAUCGAUAAUAAAUAUGACGUGACCAAUUCAUUACAAAGACAAUUCAAUAAAAGUAAUACUGGUGGAGUGGUACCUGUGGAUGAUAGAUUUUGGUGGAAUAAAUAUUUGACACAAGAUUUAGUAAAUAAUCAUGUUGGUAAUGAUUUUGUUCAUCCAAUUAUUUAUGGAUAUUUCAAGUCUCAUUCCGCUGUUUUCAACGGGAAAUCUUUACAAUUUGCCUUAUUGACUAGACGUUCUACUUUAAGAGCUGGAACAAGAUAUUUCCGUCGUGGAAUUGAUAUUGAUGGUAAUGUAGCCAAUUUUAAUGAAACCGAACAAAUUUUCAUUUCUGAUGAUAAUCAUCUUUUUUCACUUUUACAAACUAGAGGAUCAGUUCCAGUUUAUUGGGCAGAAAUCAAUAAUUUAAAAUAUAAACCAAAUUUGGUCAUUAGUUCUCAAUCUUCCUUAGAUGCCACUGAAAAACAUUUCCAUCAACAAGUUUUUUUAUAUGGAGAUAAUUAUUUGGUUAAUUUAGUCAAUCAAAAAGGAUAUGAAAAACCUGUGAAACAAGCUUAUGAAUCUGCCGUGAAUAAUUUACCAGAAAAAUUGGGUCAACAUGUUAAUUAUAUUUAUUUUGAUUUCCAUCAUGAAUGUAAGGGGAUGAAAUAUCAUAAAAUUAAUUUAUUAUUAGACAGAUUAAUUUCCUUAGGAUACACUCUGAAUAAUUAUUUUGAAUAUGAUUUAAAUGCUAAUAAAAUUAUCAGAUUACAAGAUAAAAUCGUUAGAACCAAUUGUAUGGAUUGUUUAGAUCGUACAAAUGUUGUUCAAAGUACUAUUGGACGUUGGGUAUUACAAAAUCAAUUUACAGAAACUAAUUAUUUAUCAUCCAAUAAUGUUACUCCUUUUGAAAAAUUGAAUCCUCAAUUCAAUUUAUUUUUCCAAAAUUUCUGGGCUGAUAAUGCCGAUGCUGUAUCUUGUGCUUAUUCCGGUACUGGUGCAUUGAAAACUGAUUUCACAAGAUUAGGUAAACGUACUUAUAAAGGUGGAUUAAAUGAUUUUCUUAAUUCUGUCACUAGAUAUUAUAAAAACAAUUUAACUGAUGGUAGUAGACAAGAUUCUUAUGAUUUAUUCUUGGGUAAAUAUAAACCAUUCCAAGAUUCAGUUAGAUCACCGUUUAUUGAUAGAAGAUCUCCUUAUAAUCAAUUAUUACCUUAUUUAAUGGGCACAUCAUUUUUGAUUUUAUUGGCAAUUAUUUAUUUCCCUAAAGGUUCAAUUUGGAAUUGGAAAAAUUUAUUCAUUAUGGCUUUUUGUAUUUUAUUUAAUUUGAAAAAUUUAUCAUAUAUUAAUAGUCAUGGUUAUCAAUUUGUUGAUUGGCCUAAAUUAAUUAAUUUGGAUUUCUUGAAGAAAAAUGAAAUUUAUACUAAUGGUACUACUGGGAAAAUUGUUGGUAUUAAAUAUGAAGAAGCAGAAAAUUUCACAGUUAAUAAUAAGAAAAAGAAUUGA
Messenger RNA from Candida albicans SC5314, 1857 nucleotides. It is a transcript of the gene SAC1, whose product is annotated as phosphatidylinositol-3-phosphatase. Gene Ontology annotation, molecular function: phosphatidylinositol-4-phosphate phosphatase activity. Lineage: Eukaryota; Fungi; Ascomycota; Pichiomycetes; Serinales; Debaryomycetaceae. The record is from RefSeq and is a predicted model, not a curated record. Bases 1 to 1857 code for a protein of 618 amino acids. Gene Ontology annotation, biological process: phosphatidylinositol dephosphorylation. Gene Ontology annotation, cellular component: endoplasmic reticulum. The transcript has a single exon.